CUUCCGCUCUCCGCGCAGGCGCAGAAUUGCUCGCCCACCUCCCACAGCUGGCCGGCUCCAGCUGCGGGUCGCUUCCGGUCCGGUCAGACCCGGCGGAUGCGGCACUUCCCCAUUGCAGUCGCUGCGACCCGAGCAGACGUGUGGCCUGGUGUGGCCGCAGAGCAGGACAGAUGAGUGCCGAUGUUUGCCUCUACUCCUGGCCCUGCUCCUACUACCUGGAUCUCGAGAAGCGGUGGGUGCCUGGGAAACUGUCCUUGAGGCCGCGCUCUCUGCAGUUCACCACGGAGCGAGCUGGAGCAGCUCUCGUGGGCGUGCCGCUCUGCAGCGUGGUUGCCAUCAGGAAGGAGGCCACCCACCUCAUCUUCAGUGCCAUCACCGUCCUGGAGAGGAGCCGUCGCAAGCACUGGUUCAGCUCCCUGCAGCCCAGCCGCAAUGCGGUCUUCAGCGUCAUCGAGCACUUCUGGAGGGAGCUGCUGCUGGCCCAGCCAGGAGCUGCUGCAGAGCAGACGCCAUCCCCCUCCACCAAGGGGCAGGAGCUGACCGGACUGAUGGCCAGCUCCCAGAGGCGCUUGGAAGAUGCCGCCAAGGCCCUUCACCACCAGGGCGAGCAGCUGGAGAGCGUCAUGCAGGGCCUGCAGAAGAUGGAGUCGGACCUGGACGUGGCUGACAGAUUGCUGACAGAACUGGAAUCGCCUUCAUGGUGGCCUUUCAGCGCCAAGCUUUGGAAGAUGCCAGCAGAAGUGAAGCGUGGGGACAGCGCCUCUGGGGCUGGCAGUGAGCCGUCUGGAAAGGACAGGGUCUUGAUCAAGGUCCCUGCUGUCGUUUCCCAAGGCCCAGAGCUUCACGUUAGGCCAGGAGGGCUGGCCGUGCUGGCUUCUGGGUUGGAGAUCCGGGACUCCAGCGCUGCGCUCCUCCACAGGUUUGAGAGGGAAGACGUGGAUGACAUCAGGGUCCACUCGCCUUACGAAAUCAGCGUUCGCCAGCGGUUCAUUGGGAGGCCGGAUGUGGCCUAUCGCGUGAUAUCCGCCAAGAUGCCAGAGGUCAUUCCCAUCUUAGAAGUACAGUUCGGCAAGAAGGUUGAGCGGCUGCCAGCGGCCGCUGGGCUCAGGAGCACAGGAGCAUCUUCCCCCACAGAGAGGCGCUGCUCCUCCUGGCGCGCAGGUCUGACACGCUGGGAUUGCCUGACCUCAGACUGGGAACCUCUAGAACUGCGUGCCAAAUUAACCUUGUUUCUUUAUAAGUUGACUCAGGUUGAAAACACGGCAGAGAUAGGAGUUUCCAGGAUUCUCCAGGUGCUCUGCGGUGCGGUGGUGUACAGCAAGAGUAAACUGGAGACAAAGGCAGGGUCCAGCGGAGGAACGCACGUGUGGACUGUCCUAGAGGAGUGUGAGGAGGAGGAGGAGGUGACUCUCCUAGAGGAGUGUGAGGAGGAGGUGAUGGUGAGUGACCACAUGGAGGAGGCGUGUGGCACUGGGAGGAGUGGCCUCAGGAGGCGCCCUACCUUUGUGAAGCUGAAUACUGGCGGGCGGUUCCAGGAGGGUGGAAUGGAGGCCCUGGCACUCAUCCCAGGAGCAGCAGGUGUCUCACUGCGGAUCCAGCAUGGGGACUUGAGCCAUGACGUUAUGCAGGACAAGUGCCCCAAGUCCCUCACAGUAACAGCCAGCACUGACGUGAGGGAGCCGCCCCCAGAGCAGGACGAGGACCCCCGUUCCCGCUGCGGGAGCGUCACGAGUCGCCCCACGCUGGUGUUCAGGCACUCCUGCUGA
This is a messenger RNA of Sciurus carolinensis (gray squirrel), 1766 nucleotides long. It is a transcript of the gene Snap47, whose product is annotated as synaptosome associated protein 47. The record is from RefSeq and is a predicted model, not a curated record. The coding region runs from base 171 to 1766 and encodes 531 amino acids. Gene Ontology annotation, biological process: synaptic vesicle fusion to presynaptic active zone membrane; exocytosis; synaptic vesicle priming. The transcript is spliced from 8 exons. Gene Ontology annotation, molecular function: syntaxin binding; SNAP receptor activity. Gene Ontology annotation, cellular component: SNARE complex; plasma membrane. Lineage: Eukaryota; Metazoa; Chordata; Mammalia; Rodentia; Sciuridae.